Messenger RNA from Theobroma umbraticum, 1065 nucleotides. RefSeq lists its product as uncharacterized. Lineage: Eukaryota; Viridiplantae; Streptophyta; Magnoliopsida; Malvales; Malvaceae. Gene Ontology annotation, molecular function: metal ion binding. The record is from RefSeq and is a predicted model, not a curated record.
AAAUCUUAUCUCUUUUAUCGGUUUCUAACACUACUUAUCAGCAAGCACCCAAUUUCUUCGUUAUUGCAUUUUUCUUUUUCUUUUUUUGUUUUUAUCCCUUGUCUGUUUCCCCGUAACACAUUUUUUGUGGCUAUUACUUUUUGUAAAACGUUUAUUCUUAGUUUUGGGUUCUGUGGCUGUUUGCUCUUGAAUGGCUUUUCUGCCAAUUCUUCCCAUGUCAGAACCUGAAUCUUGUACUUGCAUGCCCCUUGUCUGAAAGCAGCAAAAAAUCAAUGUUUCCUAAUGGUUUGUUUUACCGUACAUGUUACUUUCCUUUUCCCUGAGAUAUGGAAAGCCACUCAGAUAUGUGUCCGGAUGCAGGUGACAACAAUGGAGCUGAAGGUAGAUCUUCAGUGCCGUCGCUGCUAUAACAAGGUCAAGAAAGUACUCUCUAAGUUCCCUCAAAUACGAGACCAGCGAUUCGACGAGAAGGCCAACACGGUGACUAUCACGGUCGUAUGUUGCUGUCCGGAGCAGCUCAGGGACAAGUUAUCCUGCAAGGGUGGCGGCUCCAUCAAGGGCAUUAAGAUCAUCAAACCACCUCCAACAAAACCAAAACCUGAUCCACAACCAAAACCUGAUCCACAACCAAAACCUGAUCCACAACCACAACCUCCACUGCUACCAUGUUUUUGCAUGCGAUGUCAUCGUGUCUGUGUUUGGGGACCUUGCUGCUGUGAUGGACCACCCCCACCAAAACCUCCACUGCUACCAUUUUGUUGCAUGCGAUGUCAUCGUUUCUGUGUCUGGGGACCUUGCUGCUGUGAUGAACCAUCCCCACCACCUCCACGCCCAUGUUGCGGGACUUUUGGUAGGCCAGUUUGUGAUAACUGGAGCUGUAAUGUGUGCCGCGGUGAUUGUUCUAGCGAUGCUUGCUUAAUUAUGUAAAACACGUACGCCAGUUUCAUGACUGUUUUUAUUCUAAUGUAUUGUUAACUUGUAUUAUUUAUGUGAUAUAGUUGUCAAUAUAUGCGUAUAGAACAAUGUUAAGUUGUAAUUACAAUUAUAAAAGCAUCUUAAAUUUAA